This is a messenger RNA of Pestalotiopsis fici W106-1, 369 nucleotides long. RefSeq lists its product as uncharacterized. The coding region runs from base 1 to 369 and encodes 122 amino acids. NCBI's taxonomy places the organism in Eukaryota, Fungi, Ascomycota, Sordariomycetes, Amphisphaeriales, Sporocadaceae. The transcript has a single exon. The record is from RefSeq and is a predicted model, not a curated record.
AUGGCGGAUAAUAAUAAUGGAAACAACAACGACGAGAACGCCGAUAACGGCCAGCACACUGGACAUGUGAAUGGUGUUGUCAAUGGCACCACGAAUGGUACUGCGGAUGGUACCGCCAACGGCCAUGGCACCACAAAUGGUGACCACGCCGAGGCCGGACCACCUUCUGUCAAUGGUCAGGGUACCGGGAAUGAGCGGGCUCAUGUCAAUGGUGAUACGCCCAGGAAUGGGCAACCGGAUCAAAAUGGUGACGGAGCUGCGGACCAGCCGCCUGAGGAUGAUGAUCCCGCAGUAAUUGAUAGACUGCGACGAAUGCAAGAGUUUAAUGAUGUAGCCAUGGACCAUACACACUGGGUUAGCUUGGGCUAG